AUGUCAUUCAUUUGAUUAGAAAAGUUUAACGAGUGAAAAUGGUUAAGUAAAUUGUUGCUUUCACUUUUCACAAUUAAUCAUCUCUCUUGUCAUUUUCUAUUAAUUAGUUGAUCUUUUCCCUUUUCAAUUGUGUCUCUGACCUCUUUUAACCUUGUUAAUUACCAUAAAAUCGACUAAUUAAUUGCUAGUGAUUUCCAUGUGGAUUGAUAAUCAUGAGAGUGUAAAGUAAACAAAGUAAACAUAAGCUUGUGGUUGUCAACGAUUUUCUUGAUUUAUUACUGAUUAGAUCUGAUUAGUCAAGUUAAUUAAGUCUUUUUGUUAGGAUAGAAUGACGGAAACAAUUGAAAAAGGUUUCGAGUUCUGUAUUGACAGAGGUGGCACAUUCACCGAUGUCUAUGCCAAGUGUCCCGAUGGUUCUGUUGUUACGACUAAAUUGUUAUCUCGAGAUCCCGAUAAUUAUGACGAUGCCCCGAGGGAAGGAAUUCGUCGAGUUAUUGAUUCUUACAAUUCAACAAUCUCCUCUAGCAAAGUGCCUUCUAAAGGAAAACAAUUGAUCGAUGGAUCAGUGAUAAAAAGCAUUCGAAUGGGAACAACUGUCGCUACAAACGCUCUACUCGAACGUAAAGGUGAACCGAUGGCCCUUUUGUUGACCAAAGGUUUUCGUGACGUUCUUUACAUCGGUAAUCAAUCUCGUCCUAAUAUUUUCGACCUCAAAGUGACCAUUCCUGAUGUCAUCUAUUCGACUGUUAUUGAGAUCGAUGAGCGUGUCUUGUUAGCCUCAGAGAAAUGUUGUGUCUCCGAACUGGCCGAUCUACCGAAAGCCGUCGGUAUCACCGGGGAAACUGUUCUCAUCGAAAAAACUGUCGAUCUUGAUUCAGUGAGAAAUCAAUUGAUCGAAUUAAAAUCUUCUGGAAUCAAUAGUUUAGCUGUUGCUUUGCUUCAUUCUUACAUUUACCCUGAUCAUGAGAAUCAAGUUGAAUCAUUGGCGAAAGAACUUGGGUUUAAUUAUGUUACUUUGUCUUCCAAAGUUAUGCCGAUGGUCAAAAUUGUCGACAGAGGAUUCACCUCGUGUGCUGACGCUUAUUUGACUCCGGCCAUUCAUCGUUACAUCAAUGAUUUUGCUUCUGGAUUCGUUGAUGGUUUAAAAUCACUUCCCGUUCUGUUCAUUCAAUCAGACGGAGGAUUGACCCCAGUCGAUCAGUUUACUGGAUUCAAAGCCAUUCUUUCUGGUCCAGCGGGUGGAGUUGUUGGCUAUUCAAGAACCACUGUCGCCGAUCUUGGGUCUGAUCAGCCAAUUAUUGGCUUCGAUAUGGGUGGUACAUCAACCGAUGUCUCUCGAUAUCACAAUACACUUGACCACACAUACGAAAAUGUGACCGCGGGAGUAGUUAUUAAAGCUCCUCAGCUGGACAUUAAUACUGUGGCUGCUGGUGGAGGUUCACGUUUAUUUUAUCGUUCUGGUCUUUUCGUUGUUGGUCCAGAAUCAGCCGGUGCUCAUCCCGGUCCAGUUUGUUAUCGAUUCGGUGGUCAUCUUACAGUAACUGAUGCCAAUGUUACUCUUAAUAGGGUUUUGCCCGAAUAUUUUCCUUCAGUUUUUGGUCCAUCUAAAGAUCAACCACUCGAUCGGGAAUCGUCGUUAAAAGCAAUGGCCAAAUUAACAGAAGAAAUUAAUGAAGAUCAGAAAACGCAAAUGUCUGUUGAAGAUGUCGCUUUGGGCUUCAUCAAAGUGGCCAAUGAAGCGAUGUGUCGACCCAUAAGAGCGAUCACAGAGGGUAAAGGUUACUCAGCUUCGACUCAUGUUUUGACCUGUUUCGGUGGAGCCGGAGGUCAACAUGCUUGUUCAGUCGCUCGAUCUCUUGGGAUUGGAAAAGUUUUCAUUCAUCGAUUCGCUGGUAUUUUAUCCGCUUAUGGAAUGGCCUUGGCUGAUAUUGUUCACGAAGAACAAGAACCUUCAGCAUUUAAUUACUGUGAAUCUAAUUUCAGUGCAAUUAAUGAGAGAUUCACUCAACUAAUUAGCAAAUGUGAACAGGCUCUUCUCAAACAAGGUUUCCAUCGCAAUCAACUGCGCUUUGAAUUAUACUUAAACAUGAGAUACGAUAAAACGGAUUUUCCCUCAAUGAUUUUAUCUACUUCACCUAAUUAUGUUUCCUCUCUCACUGACGAAGAAAUGUUUUGUCAAAAGGGAAAUUUCGGUGAGACAUUUAACUCUCGUUAUCAGCGGGAGUUUGGGUUCAAAAUGGACUCAUCGAGGAAAAUAAUAAUUGAUGAUAUUCGAGUUCGUGGAAUCGGUAAAUCAAUGGAAGAGAAAAACUUAGAAACCAAUGUGAAAGAUGAAUCAAAAUCGCAUGAAAGUGGACUGAUUGAUCCCGAAAAUAUUAUCAACUGUUACUUUGAAGAUAUUGGUUACAUGGAGACUAAAGUGUACCGUUUGGAAAAGUUGAGAUCAGGUCAAAGUUUACAAGGUCCGAUGAUUAUUAUCGACAAAUCAUGUACCAUUUUAGUCGAACCAGAAUGUACGGCAUCGAUUACUGUUCAAGGAAAUGUUAUAAUUGACGUUCCACAAAACGAUUCCUUUGAAUUGUCCGAAUCAAAAUCUUCUCCGACCGAUUCGAUCACUUUGUCAAUAUUUUCCCAUCGGUUCAUGUCCAUUGCUGAGCAAAUGGGACGAAUCCUUCAACGAACUGCAACAUCGACAAAUAUCAAAGAGAGAUUGGACUUUUCGUGUGCUCUUUUUGGACCCGAUGGUGGGUUAGUGUCAAAUGCUCCUCAUAUUCCCGUUCAUUUAGGUGCCAUGCAAGAAGCUGUCAAAUUUCAGAUUUCUCAUCGUGGAGAUGAUAUAAAACCGGGAGACGUCAUUCUAACUAAUCAUCCUGCUGCUGGCGGUUCACAUUUACCUGAUUUAACUGUAAUUACGCCUGUUUUUGAUGAGAAUAACGAAUCAUCUAAACCAGUGUUUUUCGUCGCCAAUCGAGGUCAUCACAGUGACAUUGGGGGUAUAACACCAGGAUCAAUGCCUCCUCAUUCAGUGAAAUUAUCUCAAGAAGGUGCUGUUUUCAUGUCAUUUAAAAUUGUCGAGAAUCAAAUUUUCCAAGAACACAAGCUAAUCGAAACGCUAUUAGCUCCUGGUAUCGAACCAGGAAACUUUGGUUCUCGUAAUUUAUCAGAUAACAUUAGUGAUCUAAAGGCUCAAAUUGCGGCUAAUCAGAAAGGAAUUAUUCUCGUCAAUGAAAUGAUCAGACAGUUUGGGCUAAAAGGCGUUCAAAGGUACAUGAAAUUCAUCCAAGAAAAUGCCACUCGUUGUGUUCGUGAUAUGUUGAUUUCAAUCGCAUCUAAACUUGGUACUUCGACUUUGGAAGCUUACGAUUACAUGGAUGAUGGUUCAAUGAUCAAGUUAAAGAUCAACAUUGAUCCUAAUCAAGGAACUGCUUCAUUUGAUUUUACCGGUACUGGUCUCGAAGUUUAUGGAAAUUGUAAUUCGCCAAAAGCAGUUACUCUAUCAGCAAUCAUCUAUUGUCUUCGGUGUAUGAUCGGCUAUGAUAUACCCUUGAAUCAAGGUUGUCUCGAACCAAUUAAGGUGACGAUACCACAAGGAUCAAUUCUUUGGCCAAGUAUCGACGCUGCUGUUGUCGGAGGUAAUGUUUUGACCUCUCAGCGAGUUGUCGAUGUGAUCCUUAAAGCUUUCCAAGUUUGUGCCGCGUCCCAAGGUUGUAUGAAUAAUGUCACUUUCGGGGAUGAAACCAUGGGAUAUUAUGAAACAGUGGCUGGUGGAGCAGGAGCUGGGCCUACUUGGAAUGGCCGUAGUGGUGUUCAUACUCAUAUGACUAAUACACGAAUAACUGAUCCCGAAAUAAUGGAAAGACGAUAUCCAAUCAUCUUAAGAGAGUUUCAUCUUAAUCCAGGUUCAGGAGGAAACGGAAAGUAUAAAGGAGGCGACGGAGUCAUUAGGAAAAUCCUUUUCCGUAAACAAAUGGUUCUAUCGAUAUUAACUGAGAGACGAGUUUUCUCACCUUAUGGAUUACAUGGUGGUGAAUCAGGAGCUCGAGGAAGCAAUACAAUUACGUAUUCAAUUGGACGUCAAGUUAAUUUAGGCUCUAAAUCUUCAAUCAAAGUUGAGCCCGGAGACACUUUUUGUCUAAUUACUCCAGGAGGUGGUGGUUAUGGUUCACCAGAAUCUUAAUUACCAACUAAUCAUCAUAAUUGAUAUAAAUAUUAAGGAACAGUUAGUUGAUUACAUAAUCCAUGUGAUCCAAUAGAUUUCCAACUUGGACAUUAUUGAAAUGUCGAUACUUUUUUAUCCAAGUUUAUAUAAUCUCUUGUUUUCUCAAUGUAACAUUUUCAUAAUUACUGGACGAAGAAAAAUAUUAUCCAAUAUUUAUUCAGAAAUAAAAUAAUCUACCAUUUGUAUUGGUAAAUAA
This is a messenger RNA of Panonychus citri (citrus red mite), 4415 nucleotides long. RefSeq names its product 5-oxoprolinase-like. The transcript has 3 exons. Gene Ontology annotation, molecular function: 5-oxoprolinase (ATP-hydrolyzing) activity. Gene Ontology annotation, biological process: glutathione metabolic process. Gene Ontology annotation, cellular component: cytosol. Bases 329 to 4177 code for a protein of 1282 amino acids. Lineage: Eukaryota; Metazoa; Arthropoda; Arachnida; Trombidiformes; Tetranychidae. The record is from RefSeq and is a predicted model, not a curated record.